UGGGUGCUGACCCAGAGUCAUGGUCGUUGUGACGAGGAGCGCUGGAGCACGGAAGGUUUAGUGUCUCGAUCCUCUGCACGCUCCUCUAAAAGACGCGACAGGCACCGCGGUUUUAGUUGUUUAGCCACCUUCUGCAUCUUUUGUCUCGGCAGGAUCCAACAAUGAGGGUCGCGCAUAUUAUUUCAGUACCAGCCCUUGCGGCGAGUGUGGCAGCUCAAGCCAGUGGCACCAUUUUCGAGCCGCAGGACUUCAACGUGACAGCGGCACUCGAAGACAUUGGCGUCGACGUCUCAAUACUACCUGAGGCACCCGCACUGAGUAAGAAGUCCUCGUUUACACCAUGCUCGUUUGCUUGUACUUCUUUGACAAUUCUGUUCGGCCACGAUCAAGUGUUGUCUGAUGGAGAACCUGCGUACGAGUCCUUCACUGGAGCAUACUGGUCUGCUCAGCAAGGCUUACUGAACCCAUCGUGCGUGUUCAAGCCCGCAAAAACCGUAGACGUCUCAACAUUGAUAUUGAUUGCGCGACUAUACCAAUGUCCAUUCGCUGUGAAAGGUGGUGGCCAUGCGGCAUGGGCCGGUGCAUCUAGUAUCGAAGACGGUAUCACUAUCUCUAUGGAGAACUUCAACCAAGUCAAGGUAUCUUCCAACAAACAGACUGUCGACAUCGGCCCUGGCCUCCGAUGGGUCGACGUCUACACUGCUGUUGAGAAGGACGGUCUUAGUGUGGUAGGAGGACGAAUGGCCCCUGUUGGUGUACCUGGACUCAUCCUUGGAGGAGGCAUCUCGCAUUUCUCGAAUAAGCUUGGUUGGGCCUGUGAUAACGUGGCAAGCUUUGAUCUUGUUACUGCCUCGGGCCUCGCCAUCAAUGCCAGUCCGACAUCCUAUGCUGACCUGUAUUGGGCCUUGAGAGGAGGAGGUAACAAUUUUGGAAUUGUGACCAAUUUCAAGCUGGCCGCCUUCCCCCUAGGUCAGAUGUGGGGAGGUCAGCGGGUUUAUCUGGAAAACUCUUUCCCAAAUGUUCUUGACGCAAUCUACCAGUUCACCGUCACGGGAUCGUCUAAGGAUGUUGAUGCUGCCCAGAUUGUUACUUUCGCCAGUGCUCCUGGCAUCGGGAAGGUCGCCUUCGCCAACUUACACUACGCAAAACCAGUUGCCAACGCGUCAGUCUUCGACAGCUGGAACAACAUCACCGCUAUCGAUGACACCACUGGCCUUCGAACAAUGUCGGGAAUGGCCACCCUUCUCAACGAGGGGUCUCCCGCGCCUGGCGCUUACCAGACAUGGUGGGGUGUUAGCCUGAAAAUGGACAGACAACUGCUCCAAUUCAUCAUCGACACCUUCUACGAACAGGAAACGACCAUCGCAGACGUCGAGAAGAUUCUUCUCAUCAUGGCCGUUCAGCCCAUCACUGAAGGUGCAUUGACGGCUAUGCAGAAGCACGGAGGUAAUGCUCUAGGUCUCGACCCGAAGAAUGGCCCGUAUUUCAUCCUGAACUUCAAUGCUGCCUGGAACAAAAAGGAGGACGAGCCUAGAUUCCACGAGGUCAUCUUCAAUAUUAUCAAACUUGUGGAAGCCGAGGCGAAGAGACGGAAUCUUGGCAACGACUUUGUCUACCUGAACUACGCAUCCGAGUAUCAAGAUCCGAUUGGCAGCUAUGGAGCAGCUAACAAGCAGAGGUUAAUCAGUAUCUCGAAGAGAUAUGACCCAACACAGGUCUUUCAGUACCUUCAACCUGGUGGCUUCAAGUUGAUUAAGGGAGCACCGAACCCAGAUACGCCUUAGCAAAGGUUCUUUUGUGUAAUCCCAGCAUUUUAUAGCAUGAUUGGAUGUAUUCGCGAUCCCCAACAGUGCCAACCACCACGUCCCUGAUCCCAUGCGCACACAUCGUAGAUCUUCGUUAUAGUUUGCUCGAAUGGAGGCUCAAAAGCAGCCUUACGCCGGCUCUGUAUGCAUUAUCUUGCCAUCAACGGCUGAGACUAAGUUCGUCCAGGUAGAUACAUGCAUGGUGUUGGAAGUCAUGAACGUUAUCCUCACACAGGCCCUACGGCCAUAAUGUCGCGUCUUCCAGAGUGGACGCAGUAGCUGUCAUUGCGCCUAAGACGGUGUGACUCCAAACACCAUUGCCAGGG
This is a messenger RNA of Dothidotthia symphoricarpi CBS 119687, 2131 nucleotides long. Its product is annotated as FAD binding domain-containing protein. Lineage: Eukaryota; Fungi; Ascomycota; Dothideomycetes; Pleosporales; Dothidotthiaceae. Bases 162 to 1784 code for a protein of 540 amino acids. The transcript is spliced from 4 exons. Gene Ontology annotation, molecular function: FAD binding. The record is from RefSeq and is a predicted model, not a curated record.